This is a messenger RNA of Macroventuria anomochaeta, 1128 nucleotides long. RefSeq names its product DnaJ-domain-containing protein. The coding region runs from base 1 to 1128 and encodes 375 amino acids. Gene Ontology annotation, molecular function: protein-folding chaperone binding. The transcript is spliced from 4 exons. The record is from RefSeq and is a predicted model, not a curated record. Gene Ontology annotation, biological process: translational initiation. Gene Ontology annotation, cellular component: cytosol. Lineage: Eukaryota; Fungi; Ascomycota; Dothideomycetes; Pleosporales; Didymellaceae.
AUGGUCAAAGAGACCAAGCUCUACGAUUCAUUAGGCGUAUCGCCUACAGCAACACAGGAGGAGAUCAAGAAAGCAUACCGCAAGGCGGCGCUGAAAUGGCACCCCGACAAAAACAAGGAUAACCCACAGGCGGCCGAGAAGUUCAAAGAAUGCUCGCAAGCAUACGAGAUCCUCUCCGACCCCGAAAAACGCCAGACAUAUGACCAAUACGGCCUCGAAUUCAUACUGCGUGGCGGCCAGCCUGCGCCAGAGGGUGCUGACCCUGGAGGCAACCCAUUCGCAGGCGGUGGUGGCUUCCCUUUCGCAGGCGCAGGAGGAGGCAUGCCCGGCGGCGGCGCACGAACAUUCCACUUCUCCACCGGCGGCGGCGCCAACGGCGGCGGCGGUGCCAAUGGCUUCAACUUCUCGAACCCCGAAAGCAUCUUCUCUGAAUUCCUGCGCGGCGGCGGAGGCAGCAUGGGCGGCGACGACGACGACUUCGGCGGUUUUGGCGGCUUCGGUAUGGGCGGCAUGCCCGGCGGUAUGGGAGGCUCGCGCGGCGGCCGAGGGCCCGGUGGGCGCUUCUCGGGAGGCAGGAGAGCGCCUGAGCCUGAGGUUACGGUCGUCGAGAAGCCGCUGGCGGUUACUCUCGAGGAGCUGUUCAAUGGCACAACGAAGAAGCUCAAGAUCAAGCGGAAAACAUACGACCAAGCGACCGGGAAGCAGAGCACGCAGGACCGGAUUCUCGAGGUGCCAAUCAAGAAGGGCUUGAAAGCCGGCAGCAAGAUCAAAUUCUCAGACGUCGGCGAUCAGGUUGAAGGCGGAACACAGGAUCUGCACUUCGUCGUCUCAGAGAAACCACACCCCCUCUUCACCCGCGAAGGCGACGAUAUCAAGCGCACCAUCGAACUCGACCUCAAAGAAGCGCUGACCGGCUGGCGCCGCACCGUGCAAACCAUCGACGGCAAACAGCUCAGCGUCGGCAGCGGCGGGCCCACGGGACCAACGUGGAUAGAACGAUACCCCAACUUGGGUAUGCCAAAGAGCAAGAAGCCGGCUGAGCGUGGGGACUUCAUUAUUGGAGUCAAGAUUAAGUUCCCGGCGAGUUUGACGGCGCAGCAGAAGGAGCAGCUGAAGACGAUUUUGUAG